GUCCGUGCGGUGCAGCAGGUCGGUAGGCGGGAAAUGGCGACUGGCUGAGGGAGCUGCUGUUGCCGCUGCUGCUACUGCUGCUGUUGCGGGGGAAGCGGGAGACACCACACGGUGCGCAGCCGAGACCGCCGCCGGAGUCCGAGGACACUUUUCUACCGUCACAGUCAGAUUACUCUUGCAGCUGCAUCAGAAAUCUGAGCGGGAUGACUUGGUUAUUUUAUUUACCAAAGCUGAUUGAAGCAGAUACAUGUGAAGUCAUUGGGAGGUGAACCAUCUCCAAUUCAACAGUUUUACAUGUGGAACCCAUAAAAGAUGAGGCUGAGAACUCGAAAAGCUUCUCAGCAGUCAAAUCAAAUUCAUACACAACGUGCAGUCAAGGCAAAGAGGAAACAUUCAGAGAUCGAAGAUAGUUUACCUGCGGGAGUAGAAAAAACACAGAAGAAUGAAACUGGCUUGUUAUCAUCAAUUAAAAAAUUCAUUAAGGGAAGCACACCCAAGGAAGAGAGAGAAAAUCCUUCAAAGAGGAGUAGAAUAGAGCGUGAUAUAGAUAACAACUUGAUCACAUCAACACCUCGAACAGGCGAAAAGCCCAAUAAACAGAUAUCUCGAGUAAGACGGAAAAGUCAAGUAAAUGGAGAAGCUGGUAGUUAUGAAAUGACAAAUCAGCAUGUAAAACAAAAUGGAAAACUAGAAGAUAAUCCUGCCACUGGGAGUCCUCCAAGGACUACAUUGUUGGGGACCAUUUUUUCUCCUGUCUUCAACUUUUUCUCACCAGCAAAUAAAAAUGGAACAUCAGGAUCAGAUUCCCCCGGACAAGCUGUGGAAGCUGAAGAAAUCGUAAAACAGCUUGAUAUGGAACAGGUAGAUGAAAUCACUACCAGUACAACUACAUCAACAAAUGGAACAGCCUAUUCAAAUCAAGCAGUCCAAGUAAGACCUACGAUAAAUAAUGGUUUAGAAGAAGUGGAAGAAGCUACUAAUCGUGAUAUACCACCUCUUACAGCACCUGUGUCUCCAGAUAGUGGUUAUUCAUCAGCCCAUGCAGAAGCAACCUAUGAAGAAGACUGGGAAGUAUUUGAUCCCUAUUAUUUUAUCAAGCAUGUUCCCCCAUUGACAGAGGAACAGCUAAAUAGGAAGCCAGCUCUUCCUUUGAAAACAAGAAGUACGCCAGAAUUUUCCCUAGUCCUAGACUUGGAUGAAACACUAGUGCACUGUAGUCUAAAUGAACUAGAGGAUGCUGCACUCACUUUUCCAGUCCUUUUCCAAGAUGUCAUUUAUCAGGUUUAUGUGCGAUUAAGACCAUUCUUCAGGGAAUUCCUGGAACGUAUGUCUCAAAUUUAUGAGAUCAUUCUUUUUACUGCUUCUAAGAAGGUGUAUGCAGACAAGUUACUGAACAUACUAGACCCUAAAAAGCAGCUGGUCAGACACCGACUUUUCCGUGAACAUUGCGUGUGUGUACAAGGAAACUACAUAAAAGACUUAAACAUCCUUGGAAGAGAUCUUUCAAAAACUAUCAUAAUUGACAAUUCACCACAAGCCUUUGCCUACCAGCUUUCUAAUGGAAUCCCUAUAGAGAGCUGGUUCAUGGAUAAAAAUGACAAUGAACUCUUAAAAUUGAUUCCUUUUCUGGAGAAACUUGUAGAACUGAAUGAGGAUGUUCGACCUCACAUCAGAGACAGAUUUCGCUUGCAUGACUUGCUACCCCCAGAUUAAACAUGAAGAUUUUUUUCAAAUCAGUGAAGGGGGAGAAAAUGCAGGACCCUUAUGGACUAGAACAAAAACAUUGCCAUUACUGUUGAAAUUUUGCAUUUUUGUACCCCGUCUUGCUUUUCUUAUCUUUGGUGCCCAACAAUAAUCAAGGGUUACAGAAAGAGACUUUAUAUAUAUGUAUAUAUAUAUAUAUACACAUAUAUAUAUAUAUGUGUGUGUGUGUAUAUAUAUAUCUCAGAUUGAAUACAUACAGUAGGUAGGCUAGAACAGAAAAGUCUUUAGAACUAGUGCAACUCCAGUGAAAUUUUUUUUAUGUCCAGGACAUCUGCAGUUUAUAAAGAAUUCUGUUUCUGCCACCAGCAGUUUGACCUGUAGAAACACAGGAUUUUAUGAUAAUAACAGAGAUGAAAAUGGACUUUUAUUUUCUCUCUGUUUGGUGCUCUAAGUGGGUUUGUAGCCACUUUUCUGUUACUUUAAGAUUCUCAUUUCAACAGGAAUGGCCAGUAAAAGUUGUUUUAUUUUUCCUGUUAAGGUUUAUAACCUUUUUACAUUUUUGACCUGUAUUAGAGUAGAAUUUCAUUAUGCAUUCCUUUUAGUUGAGGCGCUUCAUAGUUUUCUGGAAAUAGCCAAAUUUUAGUUUUUUAUUAUACAAUUGAAUGGCCGUUUUCCUGCUUUGUCUGCCUGCAUACUGUAUAUUUGUUUAAAAAUAUCUCUAGUUUUAGUCCAUGUAAGUUUCAUUUAGAAAUACCUGCAUUUAUAUUUUGUUUCUGUAAUAUUCUACUGUAGUUGAAAUCUUUUCAAAAAUCAAGAGACUGGUAGAUAAGAAUAUAUGAAUGACUAAUAUUCAAAAGAUUUAAACCAUUGUGAUGGCAUGUAUCCCAGAUGACAAUACCUUGCAGUGGCACAUAAUGUGGCUGGAUAAGUCAUACCUCAGACUAUGCUGUGCACACAAAUCUUUGAGGAGAAUAUGUUUGGUCAACUGUUGGGCUUGAUGCAAUUCAGUUACUGCUGCCUUUGGUUUCUCCAGGAAUGAAGUAUUCUGCACAGUGGCUCAGUAUUUUCAGUUGUUUUGCAUGGGCUGGUAGUACCUCUGUUAUACUAUUGGUAACAAUCAGUUUAAACCCUGUGUAACAGAGCACCCCAUGCUGCCAGUGCUGUGCAUAUGCUAUCAUAGUGGUUUUCUAUGUUAUAUGGAAAGAGUCUUCAGGCCUUGGUUCUCUAAUGCAGCUACCAUAAGAGGUUGAUAUUUUUAUAAUGGUGUGUAAUCUCCUUUUCAGGAGGCUUUUUAUGGAAGGUAGAAUUUGUAAAGUUAGUAUGCUUGGCCUCGACUGCAUUAACAUGCCAUAGGCUCAGACUGUUUUUGUGUAAAGGAUGUCAAAGAACGGCACUUUUUCUAAAGAGAAGUUUGAUAUUUUGUAUGCUUGUUAAGAAAGUACAGUAUUGGAAAUUAAAGGUGGACAACUGAUAAUUGAGAAGUAUGUCAAUUAAUUUUUUAUGUAUAUUACCUGUUUACUUGUACAACUUUAUUGUACAAAUUACAUGCAGCUUCAUUUUCAAAUGAGUCCUUAAAAUAAGGAAAUCUUUUUAGGAAAACAUUUAAUUUUUGUAUUUUUGAUUUUAAAGGCAUGAGUUAUGUCAAUUUUCAGUGUAUUAAUGAAGAUUUUAACUUUUCAUCAGGUUGAGUGUUUUCUUACUAUAUUAUCUGUUGUGUAUGUAGUUAGCACAUUGUGUCACUGAACUGUUUAAAAACUUUAGCAUGUAGAAAAAGCCUGUUUUGUGGAAAAUCUUUAUUCAUUAAAAAAAAUCAUGGCAGAUUUUCUGCAAAAAAAGCAAAAGCAUUUGCAAUUCAGAAUACUGAUUUUUUUGUAUUUAAAGAAAGGUAUUUUGCUUGCAGGAAAAGAUACUACAGAUUCAUUUUAAUGAGAAUCUUUGAAAUGUAUUUAUCUUUAGGGCAUCUGGGCAUCUUUACGCUGUUUGUCUUCUGUCUUUAUUGAAAUAAAAUGUACAUAACAUUACCUUUAUAUAUGCUCUUGCGCAAGAUUGUGAACCUGG
Molecule: messenger RNA, 3762 nt
Organism: Trichosurus vulpecula (common brushtail)
Lineage: Eukaryota; Metazoa; Chordata; Mammalia; Diprotodontia; Phalangeridae
Gene: CTDSPL2
Product: CTD small phosphatase like 2
Exons: 14
Coding region: 313-1713 (466 amino acids)
Molecular function (GO): phosphoprotein phosphatase activity
Source: RefSeq, a predicted model, not a curated record